Molecule: messenger RNA, 2484 nt
Organism: Argiope bruennichi
Lineage: Eukaryota; Metazoa; Arthropoda; Arachnida; Araneae; Araneidae
Exons: 6
Coding region: 232-1203 (323 amino acids)
Source: RefSeq, a predicted model, not a curated record
CCUCCCUUCACUUUUUUAUCAGUGUUCGAAUCGCGCGUGCGAGUUCACUUCUCUCUCUCUACCCCCGGAGUCCGUUAUCUGAAAAGACUGACACCAAUGCGCUGUCGCAAUUUCUCGUCCAAAGUCCGCUCCUUGAUGUAAAUAAUUAUCUCUCCUGAAGAAGAUGAUCCCAAGUAUCGCUCACAAGUACAGGGUACCAGCGGAGAUGAAAAUCUUUGAGUCGGAUUCACCAUGUUCCAAGAGAUUCUGCUAGUUGCGUUCUGUUUCGGUGCCACCGCGGUGACAGCCCUAGAAUGCGACCCCUCCAGGUACAUUUGUUCCGGCAAGUGUCCACCCCUUCCAGAAGGGUUGGAUCCCCCCACCUCGGAAGCCAUCUGCUCCAAAGACCCUGACACGGACACCUGCAUCUGCUGGAUCAGCAACCCAUCUAGUCAACUCAACUCGCUGUUCCAAUGUGAAGCCAGAAUCAACGGCUCGGUGUCUAAAAUCACCUGCAUUCCUCCCAACCACUGCUUCAGGCCGGACCCUAAUCCCGUAUGCAUGAUCGUCCUGCACUGCCAGUGCCUCCUCCACGAGCCCAGGCACCAGAAGUCCCACGCCUGGUCGAGGGUCAAGGCCGUCGUCCACACCAUGAGGAAGCAUGACCCCAAGAGCAGGGAUGGUCAUUCAGUAGAAAAGAUCCAGGGUGAUGUUCGAGAGUUCAGCUUGAAGCACCUCAUUUUUCUUCUGGGAUUUGUCAUUGCGCCUCUUCUCUGCUGGUGUUUGCUCAAUUUCUUCCACGAAGGGAAGUGCCGUAAAAAACCUCCUCAACCACCUGAAGCACAACCCAUUCCCACGUCCCGAACUACCACAAUCGACAACAUGGACAACGACGAAAGGGAAAAUCAAGGCGACGAUGCUCCAGCAAUCCCUGCUGUCAUCUGUUCUUCUCCAACAGAGUCCGUCCAGCCUCAACCAUUCAUCAGGCCCCUUCCCUCAGCCCCGGAAGAUCUAGCGGCAGUACUGCAGGCUGAGACACAGCAACCGAUCCUCAUGAAGUGCGAAAGUCCGCCGCCCUACUGUGAAGCACCAGACAGAAAUUACCAAGUGGACUAUGGACCUCCUCCUGCUUAUGACGAAGCCGUAAGAGGAUCAGAUAUUAACGUUCAGCAACUUUGGCAGUCUGUAUUCAUCGUGGACCCGAGGACGCGGGAAAAUGCUUGAAAUCCAUUUUCCUCGCCAAAAAGGACCACUACAACAUUUUUUGUGCAUCGAACGGCGCCAAAGAGCGCCAAUACUCAUCAUUUUCAAGCAAAACAUCAGUUUAACUUGACUGGACCGGAGUCAAACAUGAAUUUUGAGUGAUUUUCAUCAUCAUAUAUGAGAUUUUAGUCAUUCAUUUUGUAUAGCUGUUAACUUUUUAUUUUUUUGUGCAUCUUCCAGUGCAUCGUCGUAGUUCCAUUUUUAACACUGUCUGGAACAGGAGUGGAACUCGUGAAUUCACACAAACUGAAGAUUAGUGAAUCGGCUGUGAAUGAAAAGAUUCCAAACACUCAAUUUGAGAUAGCAUAUACUUCUGUAGAUCAGUGGCGGAUUUCUGACUAGGCGGACUAGGCAACUGCCUAGAGUCGCUGGGCUGAGAAGGGGGCUCAGGCACGUCGAUUUAAAAAAAUGUUAGUUGUCUAAUUGCCAAAUAAAUAAAUUUUAAUAAAUUAAAAUGUAUGAAACAUAAAACAGUAGGACUACAAUAUAUUAACACAUUGAAUAAUUAAAAUCAUUAUUAAAUAGAAUUAAAUUAUAAUUAAAUAUUUACUUAUAAUACAUUAGAAUAUUCAUUCAAUUGUUUAAUAAUUGAAUAUUUACAUUAUAAUGUACUUAAAUUAAUAUAAGAGUCAAAUUAAACUAUUAACUAUUUAAUUUUAUGUGUCUUAAGACAAGCCACAAAAAAAAAUUGACAUUAGAUUUGUUUGAAGUUUUUAAAUCUCUUUAUAAUGUGCCAUAAUAAUUAAAUGCUUUUAUCUGUAAAUAACAAAAUUAUGAGCGAAUGAUUAUAAUAAUGUUUCAAGAUUUUAUUAUUUAAGUCAUCUUUCGCUUGACAUACAGAUGGAAAAAUAAAUAAAUUAAACCCUAUAUAUUGACAAAAAAUAAAAAAUAAUAUUAAUAUAGACAAUAAUAAAAUAAAAUAAAUAAAUAAAUUAUAAUAUAAAUAAAAUAAAUAAAUAAAUAAUAAUUAAAUUAAAUAAAUAAUCAACACAUAUUGACAGUUAAAAAGGCUUUGAAAUAUGAAACUCAGUUGAAAAAUUAAAAGAGGUGUCUCGUAAUAGGGACUGCUUGUAGACGCGAAAUGUCUAAAUCCGCCAAUGAUGUAGAUAUAUGUGCCUAUCUCACAACCACUGUGCGUUGCCAUAUGUGUUUUGUUAAUUUUGUUUUUAAUGCAGCUGAUUUGUAUUUUACUUGUAUACAAAUACCGUUUCUUAUUUUAAUAAAAGGCUUUUUUUUUUUCGA